Helianthus annuus (common sunflower) is the source of this 2748-nucleotide messenger RNA. RefSeq names its product F-box/FBD/LRR-repeat protein At1g13570-like. Lineage: Eukaryota; Viridiplantae; Streptophyta; Magnoliopsida; Asterales; Asteraceae. The record is from RefSeq and is a predicted model, not a curated record. The transcript is spliced from 5 exons. Gene Ontology annotation, molecular function: protein binding. The coding region runs from base 1380 to 2603 and encodes 407 amino acids.
GCUCUCCGACGACCACCACUCUCUACUACCAAGGCUGCCGGAUCACAUAGCCCACCUUUGUCUCUCUCUCAUCUCUCCCUCCGCCCUAUACUCCAUUUGCCGGUCAUGGCGCCGCCUCAUCUACACCGUCACCUUCCCACCUUUCCGGUCACUUUACACUCUCUCUCUACCCACCACCGCCGCCGUUGAAGGCGGUCAAGCGGUCAAACUUUUCUCCUUUGACCCUAUUUCUUCCAAAUGGAUCACCGUCGAAUCUCCGCCACUACCGCCCUAUCUCCACCACAUGUGCCUCCGGCAUCCGUCGUUCAUGUCCCGAAAUUUUUCCAUUCAAUCGGUCUCUAUCUCCGGCAACCUUGUUCUCAUCAUCGCCACCGCCGUCCACCGGAGUUUACUAGUUCCGGCCUUUCUACACCCUUUAAUAUUUAACCCAUUAUCCAACACUUGGUCAUCUUGUCCUCCACUCUCCGUCCCACGAUGGUGGUUGUUGCUAGCGGAAUUGGUUCUCACUACACAGAGACGGUGGCUCGCUCCGUUGAGAAAUGGGUGGUCCGAAAAAGUGAAUCUUUUGAUGAAAAGAUUCAAUCUUUAACACAUUUGAAGCUAGAAAAUGAAUCUUUUGAUGAAAAGAUUCAAUCUUUGAACCAUUUGAAGCUAAAAAAUGAAUCUUUUGAUCAAAACCCAGAUGGGUAUUUUGAAAAGAUUCAAUCUUUAGAUGGAAAAACAGAUGGGUUUUGUGAAAAGAUUCAGUCUUUGAACCAUUCAAAGCUAAAAAGUGAAUCUUUAGAUGAAACCCCAUAUGGGAAUUGUGAAAAGAUUCAAUCUUUGAACAAUUUGAAGCUAAAAAGUGAAUCUUUAGAUGAAAACCCAUAUGGGAAAUGGGAAAAAAUGCAAUCUUUGAAGCAGUCAAAGCUGUGUAGAGAAACCAUUGAUGCAGUAGGAUGGAAAGGAAGCUCUGAAUGGUAAAUGUGAAAGGUGACUAUAGCAACAACCGCAUCAACACCAUCCAAUAAUUUUAAAUGACCAAAAUACCCCUGAGGGUAAGGACAAAAUAGGAGGUUUUAAUUUGGGGAUUCUGGUCAAAUAUCACUUUUGGACUAAAAUGGCAACAAAAUGUAAACCACAGGGACCCAGAUGUAAAAAGUUUGAGAUUUGAACUAAAAUGACAAAACUGGCCAAACCACAGGACCAAAAUGGCAGUUUACUCAAUAAUAAAUAAAAACAUCAAAGCAGAGUCCCAACAAAAACGAACACAAGUACAGGAACCACUUGUGUUUGAGCCCUAACUCUAUUCUGGUGUAUGCUUCUCGUCAAUGUCGCUGGUGGCGGCUGGUUCGUUGCUUGUCAAAUAACAUAAUCCAUUUCAGCAAAUUCUGCAGCUAAUGGGGUAUCCUAAUAAGAUGGAUAGAAUCAGCAAGCUUCCUGUAGGCGUAAUAGAAACCAUCUUAUGUCUGCUACCGAUUCAAGAGGCAGCAAGAACAAGCAUCCUCUCUAAGGAAUGGAGGUACCAUUGGAUCAAAAUCCCUAAACUUGUGUUUAUUGAGGAUCAGUUUCAAGAAUGGACUCGUGGGCCUAAGCCGUCUGCUAUCGAGCUACAUCUUAACAAACCAAGUAAAAGGAAAGAUAUGGCCAAGAGGUGUAGGUUUUUCUACGCGAUAUACCAAGUUCUGCUUAUGCACGAGGGUCCAAUACACGAGUUCACUCUUUCUAUGAAAGUAGAUACCUCGUGUGUUGAGAUUGACCAUAUCAUACUUCAUUUGUCGAAGAAAAAUACUCUCAAGAUAUUAAAACUUGAUUUUGAGGAUGGAGGUGACGAGGGGCAUAGGUUACCCAUUUCUCUCUUCUCUUUACACCAUUUAACAAGUUUGUAUCUCCAUGGUUGUGCUCUUUACCAACAACGUUCAUUCAAUGAAUUUGGUUGCCUUACAACCUUAUAUUUGAGAAGCGUAUGGACGCAUAAGAAAACGCUUCACCGGCUUUUAUCCAGCUGUCCAUUACUUAAGAGAUUGACUAUUGGUCAUGGGAUGGCAUUUCUCUGUGAUGAUGGAGGUUCCACCAUUGUUGAUCUAUUCGAGUGUGUACCGGUGAUUGAAUAUCUUUAUGUUGUGGUAUUCGGCUUUGAGGAAUUUCUUCCAAGGAGACUUCCGAAAAAGCUCCCGACACCAUUAGUCCACUUGAAAUAUUUGUGUGUGGAUACUCUUUGCUUUACUCACAUAUAUGGGUUACCUUUUCUUGCUCUUUUGAUUAGAAGCUCCCCAAAUCUGGAGAAACUUAAGCUAGUGAUGUGGGAAGAAGCUUUCGUUGGUGGAGAUGAUGAUGUGGGCUCUUUUACACUUGAUGAUUAUUCAGAUAUUAUGUUGGAGCAUUUGAAAGAAUUUGAGAUUCAAGAUUUUACCGACUCGGAGAAUGAGUUGGAUUUUGUGAGGCUUAUAUUAGCCAAGUCACCUGUACUAAAGAAGAUGACGAUAUCCCCACAUUAUUUUUUUGAUAAAGAUGAAGAAUCAGUCUCACAGGUUUCAGAAAUCCUUUUUUGCUCCCCAUGCGCAUCACCUGUCGUAGAAAUCAUCGUUGGACCGUACAAAUCCGAUCGUUUGUGCCCUUGGUGAACUUGUUCUUUGUUGUUAACUCUAGUGACAUGAAUAAAUUUGUUUCGUUCUGAUAUGAGGUUUUGAGACGGAUGAUCUUUUGCAUCUUAAAUUUGUUAAAAUGUUAUGUUCACAAUGGAUUAUCGGACUCGUUAUCUUAUCUGCG